Molecule: messenger RNA, 2554 nt
Organism: Lodderomyces beijingensis
Lineage: Eukaryota; Fungi; Ascomycota; Pichiomycetes; Serinales; Debaryomycetaceae
Source: the annotation of a GenBank genome assembly
AUGCGUCAUGAACUACUAGAGUCCUUGGAGGACAAGAUCUUGUAUCGGCAGCAAAGCUCGGUCAAAGCGGGGCAGAUUCGCCGGUUCAAGAUCAAUUUCACGCCUCAUGCUGAGGGAGACGAGGUGGUAAUGCCCCCUACCCUCUGGGUCAAGAUCAAGAAUACUGAACCUGUAUCGAAACGAGCGAUUUAUUUAGGUACGUGAUCAUCCCAUUUCGGGCGCUGCAAAAGACAAACAAAGUGAAUUUCAGAAUUCUUACUGACACGUUUUCAACAACUUUUCAGCUGGCCCCUACAUCUUAUACGUUGACUGCCGGCUGCUGGAUUAUGACCCCAGUGUCAAGUACUUUGUCACCGCGGAUCAGCCGGCGUUUGAACCGCAAUUGCUCGCAGGGCAGAGUUUUUAUGUCCAAUUAUCAUGCCACACGCUAAAAUCGGACUAUUCCUGGAUUGUCGAUGUUGUCUCUCAAAUCAUCUUUAACAACACCAUUUCGAUCAAUUUCGAAAUCACCGUGGGCACGUCGAAGCAGAUUUUGCACGAUGCCUCAACCACGGAGGGUGCGAAAAUCAUGAAUUCAGACAAGUUGGGCACGUUCCACCCUUUGUUGCAUGUGACGGAAUGGGACACCCACGAUUUGUGGAACUUGCCUCUGCCUCAAUUGGGUAAACCUAAACAUUUGGUUGUAUUUACGCAUGGGCUACACUCUAACGCCAGCGUUGAUAUGUUGUAUUUGAAAGAGCAAAUUGAUGAGAUUGUCAAGGGUUCCAGUGGUGACGCGGUAGAGAACGAAGAGGUGAUUGUCAAGGCCUUUUUUGGCAAUAUUGCCAAAACAGAGCGAGGCAUCAAGUAUUUGGGUAGCAGGGUUGCUGAAUACAUAGUCCUGCUCGUUACAGAGGACGAGGUGUUUAACAACGGCCAAGUCUCCAAGAUCUCAUUUGUUGGCCACUCGCUAGGUGGUUGCGUGCAAACUUUUGCCAUUGCCUACUUGCGACUGAAUUUCCCUUGGUUUUUCGAAAAGAUUAAACCAAUCAAUUUCAUUGCUAUAGCUUCACCGUUACUCGGUGUUGUCAAUGAAAACCCACUCUAUGUCAAGAUGGUGUUGAGUGCUGGGUUUCUCGGUAAAGCAGGACAAGAGUUGGGUCUCAAGUUGGUGGAAAAUGAAUCAAAACCUUUAUUGUUGUUGCUCCCCACGGGGCUUGCUCAUCGUAUACUCAAAAGAUUCAAAAGACGAACCGUUUAUGCCAAUGCUACAAAUGACGGAAUCGUGCCACUUCGUACGUCUGCGUUAUUGUUUCUCGAUUAUAAAGGUUUAGCAACGCUUUUAAACUCCAACCAGAUUGAAAAUAUCGAGUCCACGGGUAAAGUGCCCAAGGCAAUGGAAGAAGAUAACUUGUUUUCACCAGUGCAGGCGUUUCUUUCCUAUUUCAUGCCUCAAAAGCAAAAAGGCGAUGGUUCGCAGUAUAAGCAUUUCCAAUGCAUGGGGGAAGAAUGCGAUGAUGCGGGCCAUGAGAAAGAAGGUGUUAUGGAUGGGAUUCCCAGUCUGACAUUUUUGGACAGUGCAGCUGCGUUGGUGUUGCCACCGAUGCCAUCAAUGAAGUAUAUUGUCGACCCUUCGAGCCGUGAAAAUGUGAUUUUACACGAUAAAGUGUAUUUCGAGACUGACUUGCCACGAAGAAGACUCAACAGUGCAACCACCGCCACCACUACCACCACUACCAGCAAUAAUGGCACCAGCAUUGACAACAACAACAACAACAACAACGGCAACACCACCGCCCCACCCGCAGCAGCGCAGAAUGGCAGUACAUCGUCAUUGCGCCAAAAGUUGAUUGAGAAAAUCGACUACAGCAAUCUCGAAAGCCUUGAAGAGGAAAUUGCACGCGAGUACCACAAGAGCAUGAGUUGGAGGAAAGUUGUCGUGAAAUUGAAACCAGACGCACACAACAAUAUCAUAGUGAGGCGGCGAUUUGCCAAUGCUUACGGAUGGCCCGUGAUUCAACACUUGGUUGAAACCCAUUUUAGCGAGGAGGCACGACGAGAAGACGAUGCAGGGGAACAAAGACAAGAAUCGCUUACUUCGCUAAGUAGCACCGAUUCACUAGAUGAUGAACCGGGGCUCACCAAGCUUCUCUCGCGUGAUUUGAUGACCAAGGAAAACCACGAGAUUGAUGAAAAUAACCCCGAUGAAGAAGAGUUGCAUUUGAACCACGAGUGGAUCAAUUCAAAAGAUAACGCCGAGAGUUUGUUUGCCUUGGGGGUAACGGGUUUAAUUGGUGAAGUUACUGGUAUCGUUGGAGAUUUCGGGACUCAGCUAUACAACUAUAGCUUCCCCCUGGUUAAAAUACCACUCGUGGGGCAGAUACCGAGGCCUGGGUCAUUGACGUCUCCGCAUGACGCAGGUGGUGAGUUGUACAAUGGCCAUCAUGCCGCAACCCCUGGUAGCAAUAGUAAUAAUAAUAUUGAUGGUGUUGUUGCUGGUGUUAACGGGGAGGAAAACGAUCAAAAGUCCCCUGCUUUGGAAGUGCCUAAUGGAUUGAUGAAUGCGUUCAUCUAG